CUUUCUUUGUCGUCACUAUGCUAGUUUCAUUGUACACAAUAGCCCUGCUAUCCUUUUCUCUAAAUGAAGCCGAAUCGUUCAGCUCGCGAGGGGGAAAGGCGCACCUGUCUCCGUUGCAUUUGGCUCCACAAGACGAAGACUUGACCGCUCCGUCAGAUAUUUUGGAAUGUUCUGUUCCCACCAACCCAGUACUAUGCGAUCGCUUAAAAUGUGAGCUUUAUCAGCUCGGGGCUUCUUACGACAGGGGAUUCGGAGCUAGUCCAGGGGCUCGAGCGAAAGCCCAGGCUGUGGUUGAAGAGCUAGAGCGCAUGACUCCAGAAAACGCAGCAGCUCAAGGAAUUGAGGGUACCCAUCCCAAUGGUUCGCCCUUGGCGGGUAGCUGGAGAAUGAUUUGGACGACAGCAGUGGAUGUCUUAUUGUUGAAUGCGUCACCUGUUUUUAUAACUGGAGCAGUACACCAAGUGUUUGACCCCCCGGUCGUUACAAACGUGAUCGAUUUUCUACCUAGGGCACAGUCUCUGUUUCCACCCGACGUCGUGCCCAGCAGUCUCCUUCGAGCCAAGGUGCAGACCAAAGCAAGUCCGAGGCAGAAUAAGCCGAACCGUGUGGGUUUAUUGUUCGAAAAGGUCCAAGUUCAGCCGUUGCAGAUCUUGGGUGUUGAUGUCAACAUGGUUCCGCCGUUAGGAUUCAAUUUGCCUAAACUGCCAGGGACAGACAAUGGCGACUCUCCAGGGUAUUUUGAUGUGACGUACUUGGAUCAUGAGCUCUUGGUAAUUCGCCAAAACGCCCCGGGGGGUUUAUUUGCUUUGGUUCGGGUAAACUCCAUUGAUCCCUAG
Phaeodactylum tricornutum CCAP 1055/1 is the source of this 836-nucleotide messenger RNA. RefSeq lists its product with no specific name. The record is from RefSeq and is a predicted model, not a curated record. The transcript has a single exon. Lineage: Eukaryota; Bacillariophyta; Bacillariophyceae; Surirellales; Neidiaceae. The coding region runs from base 18 to 836 and encodes 272 amino acids.